Sclerotinia borealis F-4128 is the source of this 1080-nucleotide messenger RNA. The record is from the annotation of a GenBank genome assembly. Lineage: Eukaryota; Fungi; Ascomycota; Leotiomycetes; Helotiales; Sclerotiniaceae.
AUGGCUUCCAAGUUCUGGCCUAAAGGUGGCCUUCCUGGUAUCUUGCAUCAUUAUACUGAAACACUCGUAACAUUCGAGUAUACAUCCGGAGCGGUCCCUAAACCCUAUAGUCUUUUGUUCCUCGGAGGACUAGGAGAUGGACUUGCCACCACAUCAUUCAUGGCCGAUAUAGCCAAAGCUCUCCAGCCCACACCAUGGUCACUUUUUUCUCUGAACCUCUCCUCGUCAUAUGCUCAAUGGGGAACAUCUCAUCUAGACCGAGACUCAGACGAAAUCGCCGAAUGUCUCCGCUACAUCCAAGAGUACAAGAGCGCGACAUAUGCCAACAGCAAAAUCGUACUGAUGGGUCAUUCCACGGGAUCCCAAGUCGUGUUGCAUUAUCUGCAUCGACCCAAUCCCCACACCACCACUCCCAUCUUUGAUCCGCAUCUCCAACACGCCACGCGUCCGGUGCUCGACGGCGCCAUCAUGCAAGCACCGAUUUCGGACCGCGAGGCCAUCCAAUCGGUCUUACGAGAUGGUCUUGGGAAACGCCCCGCAACCGAUUGCCAAGCGGCUUUCCGUCAGAUUCAAGAGAUAUGCAAAGAUGCGACGAAGCGCGAUCAAGCUAUCGAUAUCAUUCUCCCCAUGACCCUAACGUCUCAAAUCGGGUACGGGAAUACGCCGAUCAGCUGUCGACGAUUCAUGAGUCUAGCCAGUCCGCAAAGUCCCCAACAGCCAGAAGAAGACGAUUUAUUCUCCUCGGAUCUGAGUGAUGAGCAACUGGCCAAAACGUUUGGGAUGAUUAGGGAGAGGGGUUUGUUGCGCGAUCGCUUGGUGGUUUUCUAUUCUGGGGCCGAUCAGGCGGUGCCGGAGUGGGUGGAUAAGAAGAAAUUGUUGGGGAGGUGGAGGGAUGCGGCGGAUCGGGGGGGUAAGGGGAAGGGUGAGGGUGCGGAGAAGGAGAAGGUUUGGGAUGAUGAGUUUACGGCCAUUGUGCCGGGCGCCAGUCAUGCGAUGAGUAAUGAUGAUCAGGCGGGUCCGAGGAUGUUUUUGGUCGAGAGAUUGAUGGGUUAUUUGCUGCGCAUUGAGAUGAAGAAGUAG